Oncorhynchus masou masou (cherry salmon) is the source of this 5619-nucleotide messenger RNA. RefSeq names its product trichohyalin-like. The transcript has 10 exons. NCBI's taxonomy places the organism in Eukaryota, Metazoa, Chordata, Actinopteri, Salmoniformes, Salmonidae. Bases 1 to 5619 code for a protein of 1872 amino acids. The record is from RefSeq and is a predicted model, not a curated record.
AUGGAGUCAAACAGGAGAGCCCCGGAACAGAGCCCCGGAACAGAGCCCAGGUUCAGAGCCCAGGUUCAGAGCACCGGAACAGAUCCCCGGAACAGAACCCAGGAACAGAUCCCAGGAACAGGGCCCAGGAACAGAGCCCAGGUUCAGAGCCCAGGAACAGAUCCCAGGAACAGAGCCCAGGAACAGAGCCCGGGUUCAGAGCCCAGGUUCAGAGCCCAAGUUCAGAGACCAGGUUCAGAGCCCAGGUUCAGAGCUCAGGAAGAGAGCCCUGGAACAGAGCCCCGGAAAAUAGCCCAGGAACAGAGCCCAGGAACAGAGCCCAGGAACAGAGCCCAGGUUCAGAGCCCAGGAACAGAGCCCAGGAACAGAGACCAGGUUCAGAGCCCAAGAAUAGAGCCCUGUAACAGAGCUCAGGUACAGAGCCCCGGAAGAGAGCCCCGGGACAGAGCCAAGGAACAGAUCCCCGGAACAGAUCCCAGGAACAGAGCCCAGGUACAGAGCCCAAGAACAGAGCCCAGGAACAGAGCCCAGGUACAGAUCCCAGGAACAGAGCCCAGGAACAGAGCCCAGGUUCAGAGCCCAGGUUUAGAGCCAAAGAACACAUCCCAGGAACAGAGCCCAGGAACAGAGCCCAGGAUCAGAGCCCAGGAUCAGAGCCCAGGAACAGAGCCCCGGAACAGAGCCCAGGAAGAGAGCCCAGGUUCAGAGCCCAGGAACAGAGCCCAGGAACAGAGCCCAGAUAGAGAGCCCAAUUACAGAGCCCAGGAACAGAGCCCAGGUAGAGAGACCAGGAACAGAGCUCAGGUACAGAGCCCCGGAACAGAGCCCCGGAACAGAGCCCCGGAACAGAGCCCAGGAACAGAGCCCAGGGUCAGAGCCCAGGUUCAGAGCCCAGGUUCAGAGCCCAGGUUCAGAGCCCAGGUUCAGAGCCCAGGAACAGUCAAAGCCAAGAACAGAGCCCUCAGGAACAGGGCCCAGGAACAGAGCCCAGGGAACAGAGCCCAGGAACAGAGCCCAGGAACAGAGCCCAAGAACAGAGCCAAGGAACAGAGCCCAGGUUCAGAGCCCAGGUUCAGAGCCCAGGAACAGAGCCCCCAGCCCAGGUUCCCAGGAACAGAGCCCAGGUUCAGAGCCCAGGUUCAGAGCCCAGGAACAGAGCCCCGGAACAGAGCCCAGGAACAGAGCCCAGGUUCAGAGCCCUGGAACAGAGCCAAGGAAGAGAGCCCAGGUUCAGAGCCCAGGUUCAGAUCCCAGGAACAGAACCCAGAAACAGAGCCCUGGAACAGAGCCCCGGAAGAUAGCCCCGGAACAGAGCCCAGGUUCAGAGCCCAGGUUCAAAGCCCAGAGCCCAGUUUCAGAGGGUUCAGAGGUUCAGAUCCCAGGGUUCAGAGCCCUGGAACAGAUCCCAGGAACAGAGCCCAGGAACAGAGCCCAGAGCAGAGCCAGGAACAGAGCCCAGGUUCAGAGCCCAGGUUCCCAGAACAGAACCCAGAAACAGAGGAACAGAGCCCCGGAACAGAGCCCAGGUUCAGAGCCCAGGUUCAGAGCCCAGGAACAGAGCCCAGGAACAGAGCCCUGAACAGAGCCCAGGAACAGAGCCCAGGAACAGAAGGUUCAGAGCCCUGGAACAGAGCCAGAGCCCAGGUUCAGAGCCCAGGUUCUCCCCAGGAACAGAGCAGAAGGUUCAGAGCCCCCCAAGGGAAGAGAGCCCAGGAACAGAUCCCAGGAACAGAACCCAGAAACAGAGCCCUGGAACAGAGAGGAACAGAGCCCGGAACAGAGCCCCAGGACAGAGCCCAGGUUCAGAGCCCACAGAGCAGGUUCAAAGCCCAAGAACAGAGCCCUGAACAGAGCCCAGGUUCAGAGCCCAGGUUCAGAGCCCGGGAACAGAGCCAGAGCCCAGGUUCAGAGCCCAGGAACAGAACAGAGCCCCAGAGCCCUGGAACAGAGCCCCAGGAACAGAGCCCAGGAACAGAGCCCAGAGCCCAGGAACAGAGCAGAGCCCAGGUUCAGAGCCCUGGAACAGAGCCAAGGAAGAGAGCCCAGGUUCAGAGCCCAGGUUCAGAGCCCAGGUUCAGAGCCCAGGAACAGAGCCCCGGAACAGAGCCCAGGAACAGAUCCCAGGAACAGAGCCCAGGAACAGAGCCCAGGUUCAGAGCCCAGGUUCAGAGCCCAAGUUCAGAGCCCAGGAACCGAGCCCAGGUUCAGAGCCCAGGUUCAGAGCCCAGGUUCAGAGCCCAGGAACAGAGACCCGAACAGAGCCCCGGAAAAGAGCCCAGGAACAGAGCCCAGGAACAGAGCCCAGGUUCAGAGCCCAGGAACAGAGCCCAGGUACAGAGCCCAGGAUCAGAGCCCAGGAUCAGAGCACAGGAACAGAGCCCAGAUAGAGAGACCAGGAACAGAGCUCAGGUACAGAGCCCCGGAACAGAGCCCCGGAACAGAGCCCAGGAACAGAGCCCAGGUUCAGAGCCCAGGUUCAGAGCCCAGGUUCAGAGCCCAGGUUCAGAGCCCAGGAACAGAGCCCAGGUUCAGAGCCCAGGUUCAGAGCCUAGGUUUAGAGCCCAAGAACAGAGCCCAGGAACAGAGCCCAGGAACAGAGCCCAGGAACAGAGCCCAGGUCCAGAGCCCAGGUUCAGAGCCCAGGAACAGAGCCCCGAACAGAGCCCCGGAAAAGAGCCCAGGAACAGAGCCCAGGAACAGAGCCCAAGAACAGAGCCCCUGAACAGAGCCCAGGAACAGAGCACAGGUUCAGAGCCCUGGAACAGAGCCAAGGAAGAGAGCCCAGGUUCAGAGCCCAGGUUCAGAUCCCAGGAACAGAACCCAGAAACAGAGCCCAGGAACAGCGCCCCGGAACAGAGCCCCGGAACAGAGCCCAAGUUCAGAGCCCAGGUUCAGAGCCCAGGUUCAGAGCCCAGUUUCAGAGGCAAGGUUCAGAGCCCAGGAACCGAGCCCAGGUUCAGAGCCCAGGAACAGAGCCCAUGUUCAGAGCCCAGGUUUAGAGCCCAGGAACAAAGCCCAGGAACAGAGCCCAGGAACAGAGCCCUGAACAGAGCCCAGGUUCAGAGCCAGGUUCAGAGCCCAGGAACAGAGCCCAGGAACAGAGCCCAGGAACAGAGCCCAGGUUCAGGAACAGAGCCCCCAGGAACAGAGCCCAGGUUCAGAGCCCAGGUUCAGAGCCCAGGAACAGAGCCCAGAACAGAGCCCCGGAAAAGAACAGAGCCCAGGUUCAGAGCCCAGGUUCAGAGCCUAGGAGCAGACCCCGGAACAGAGCCCAGGAACAGAGCACAGGUUCAGAGCCCUGGAACAGAGCCAAGGAAGAGAGCCCAGGUUCAGAGCCCAGGUUCAGAUCCCAGGAACAGAACCCAGAAACAGAGCCCAGGAACAGCGCCCCGGAACAGAGCCCCGGAACAGAGCCCAAGUUCAGAGCCCAGGUUCAGAGCCCAGGUUCAGAGCCCAGUUUCAGAGGCAAGGUUCAGAGCCCAGGAACCGAGCCCAGGUUCAGAGCCCAGGUUCAGAGCCCAGGUUCAGAGCCCAGGAACAGAGGCCCGAACAGAGCCCCGGAAAAGAGCCCAGGAACAGAGCCCAGGAAGAGAACAGAGCCCCAAGAACAACAGAGCCCCUACAGAACAGAGCCAGAGCCCAGGUUCAGAGCCCAGGUUCAGAGCCCAGGUUCAGAGCCCAGGAACAGAGCCCAGGAACAGAGCCCCUGAACAGAGCCCAGGUUCAGAGCCCAGGUUCAGAGCCAGGUUCAGAGCCCAGGAACAGAUCCCCCUGAUCAGAGCCCAGGAACAGAGCCCAGGUUCAGAGCCCCGGAACAGAGCCCAGGAAGAGAGCCCAGGUUCAGAGCCCAGGAACAGAGCCCAGGAACAGAGCCCAGAAACAGAGGCAACAGAGCCCAGGAACAGAGCCCAGAGCCCACAGAGCCCAGGUUCAGAGCCCAGGUUCAGAGCCCAGGAAGCCCAGGAACAGAGCCCAGGAACAGAGCAGAGCCCCGAACAGAGCCCCCAGGAACAGAGCCCAGGAACAGAGCCCAAGAACAGAGCCCCAGAUCCAGGACAGAGCCCAGGUUCAGAGCCCAGGUUCAGAGCCCAGGUUCAGAGCCCAGGAACAGAGCCCCUGAACAGAGCCCAGGUUCAGAGCCCAGGUUCAGAGCCUGGAACAGAGCCCAGGAACAGAGCCCAGGUUCAGAGCCCUGGAACAGAGCCAAGGAAGAGAGCCCAGGUUCAGAGCCCAGGUUCAGAUCCCAGGAACAGAACCCAGAAACAGAGCCUGGAACAGGUUCAGAGCCCGGAACAGAGCCCCGGUUCAACAGAGCCAGGAACAGAGCCCCGGAACAGAGCCCAGGAACAGAGCCCAGGAACAGAGCCCAGGUUCAGAGCCCAGGUUCAGAGCCCAGGUUCAAAGCCCAGAACAGAGCCCCGGGAACAGAGCCCCAGGGAACAGAGCCCAGGAACAGAGCCCAGGAACAGAGCCCUGGAACAGAGCCAAGCCCAAGGAAGAGAGCCCAGGUUCAGAGCCCAGGAGCCCAGGAACAGAGCCCAAGAACAGAUCCCAGGAACAAACCCAGAAACAGAGCCCAGGUUGGAACAGAGCCCCCGGAACAGAACAGAGCCCAGGUUCAGAGCCCAGGUUCAGAGCCCAGAAACAGAGCCCAGGAAACAGAGCCCCGGAACAGAGCCCAGGUUCAGAGCCCAGGUUCAGAGCCCAGGUUCAGAGCCCAGUUUCAGAGGCAAGGUUCAGAGCCCAGGAACCGAGCCCAGGAACCGAGCCCAGGUUCAGAGCCCAGGUUCAGAGCCCAGGUUCAGAGGCAGGUUCAGGCAGGAACAGAGCCCAGGGAACAACAGAGAGGUUCAGAGCCCAGGAACAGAGCCCAGGAACAGAGCCCAGGAACAGAGCCCAGGAACAGAGCCCAGGAACAGAGCCAAGCAAGAAAGAGAGCCCAGGUUCAGAGCCCAGGUACAGAUCCCAGGAACAAAACCCAGAAACAGAGCCCUGGAACAGAGCCCCGGAACAGAGCCCAGGUUCAGAGCCCAAGAACAGAGCCCAGGAACAGAGCCCAGAGCAAAGGAACAGAGCCCAGAGCCCCAGGAACAGAGCCCAGGAACAGAGCCAGGUACAGAGCCCCGGAACAGAGCCCCAGGAACAGAGCCCAGGAACAGAGCCCAGGAACAGAGCCCAGGUUCAGAGCCCAGGUUCAGAGCCCAGGUUCAGAGCCCAGGAACAGAGCCCCAGAGCCAAGGAACAGAACCCCAGGAACAGAGCCCAGAGCCCAGGUUCAGGCCCAGGUUCAGAGCCCAGGUUCAGAGCCUAGGUUUAGAGCCCAAGAACAGAGCCCAGGAACAGAGCCCAGGAACAGAUCCCAGGAACAGAGCCCAGGAACAGAGCCCAGGUUCAGAGCCCAGGAACAGAGCCCAGAAACAGAUCCCAGGAACAGAGCCCAGGAACAGAGCAAAGGAACAGAGCCCAGAUAGAGAGACCCAGGAACAGAGCCCAGGUACAGAGCCCAGGAACAGGCUCAGGAACAGAGCCCGCCAGGAUCCCCAGGAACAGGCCCAGGAACAGAACAGAGCCCCGGAACAGAGCCCAGGAACAGAGCCCAUGUUCAGAGCCCAGGUUUAG